Molecule: messenger RNA, 693 nt
Organism: Dipodomys ordii (Ord's kangaroo rat)
Lineage: Eukaryota; Metazoa; Chordata; Mammalia; Rodentia; Heteromyidae
Gene: Olr1
Product: oxidized low density lipoprotein (lectin-like) receptor 1
Exons: 5
Coding region: 1-693 (230 amino acids)
Biological process (GO): inflammatory response; leukocyte cell-cell adhesion; cell death
Cellular component (GO): plasma membrane; signaling receptor complex
Molecular function (GO): low-density lipoprotein particle receptor activity
Source: RefSeq, a predicted model, not a curated record
AUGGCUGUGGAUGAACUCCGCCUGAAGCUGGCCACAGAGCAGCCUGGGCUCAAGCCACACGAGACCAGAGUGUCCCGGAUGUCAGGCCUCCGCAGACUGUGUCAGGAGAAUCUCACGGGUGUGGAAGGGGCACUAGCCCUGCGGCACGAGGCCCAGGAGGCCCAGCAGAGGCUGGAGGCCGCGGUGGAGGCCCUGACGCGGAGGCUGGAGCAGGAGACCAAAAAGCAAACGCAGCUUCGCCAGAUGAACCUGCGUCUGCCAGACGCCCUGGACAGAGCCGCCAAUGCCACAGGCCCGUGCCCCCAGGACUGGAUUUGGCAUGCCGACAGUUGCUACUUGUUCCCCCCGGGGCUGCUGAACUGGGAGAAGUGUCGGCGACAGUGGUUGGCCCUGGACGCUCAGUUGCUGAAGAUCAGCAGUGCGGAGGAGCUGGCCUUCAUCCAGAGAGCAGCCUCCCAUUCCAGCUCCCCCUGCUGGAUCGGGCUGUCCCCACCAGAGCCCUCUCACUCCUGGCUCUGGGAAGAUGGCUCCCCUCUGCCGGCCCUUUUAUUCAGGCUGCAGGGCGCCUUUUCCCAGAAGUACCCAUCAGGCACCUGUGUGUAUAUUCAACACGGAGCAUUUUUUGCAGAGAAUUGCAUCUUGGCCGCGUUCAGCAUAUGCCAGAGGAAAGCGUAUUCGUGGGGGACGCGAUAA